Molecule: messenger RNA, 2394 nt
Organism: Mytilinidion resinicola
Lineage: Eukaryota; Fungi; Ascomycota; Dothideomycetes; Mytilinidiales; Mytilinidiaceae
Product: putative methionine permease
Exons: 3
Coding region: 286-1947 (553 amino acids)
Biological process (GO): amino acid transmembrane transport
Cellular component (GO): membrane
Molecular function (GO): L-amino acid transmembrane transporter activity
Source: RefSeq, a predicted model, not a curated record
UUUGCGACGAUUCAGGCAGGACGGCCUCGCGUCAGCCCAAGGGGAGAUGGCGUGCGAGCGCGUCUACCCGCGAGCGCGUUUCACGAGGCUGCAAUCCUGUGAGACAUGUCCAAGUCAUUCCCCUUGGUAAUCAUGCGCUGGUCGUGCCUGUAGGCCUCCAUGUUGAACUCACGUCUCCGGUUCCUCCUCAUAUUUCGCAUACCUCCUCGUUGUUUGUUUCCUACUGUUUAUACCCAGCUCGAAUGAUACCCGCCAGCUCCGUAGCACCCGAAUCCUUCACCGAUCAUGCCUCGGACACCUCAGGACGAAGAUGAAGCCGAACACCAACCCCUCCUCCGAUCACCCUCGCCAUCACCGUCAUCAUCAGUGAAGAGCCCAGGUCUCACCACUAGUUCUGAAUCGGACGAUGAUUCCAUCGGCGAAGUCGAGGUUCUACGGGCUAUCGAGUCCGACGUGCUCCAAGAGACAGCAACGUAUGGCAGGAAUCUCAACUGGUGGAGCGCAUACAUCCUUAUUAUGUCCCGGGUCAUUGGCAGCGGCAUAUUCGCAACACCAGGCUCAAUCGCAAAAUCGGUCGGGAGUGUCGGUCUGACCCUAGUACUAUGGGUCGUUGGCGCUGUUAUCUCGGCAUGCGGUCUUGCCAUCACAAUGGAGUAUGGAUGUAUGCUACCUCGAUCCGGGGGCGACAAGGUCUAUCUGGAGUUUACAUAUCGUCAUCCACGGUUCCUGGCAUCUACGCUGGUUGCCAUGCAGGCUGUUAUUCUCGGAUUUACUGCGAGCAACUGCAUCGUUUUUGGAGAAUAUGUGCUAUUUGCUCUUGAUAUUGAACCCACAGAAUUUUCGCAGAAGGCUUUGGCAGUGGGUCUUUUGACUAUUAUCACCAUCAUCCACGGUUGUUUUCUGAAGACCGGAAUAUUCAUUCAGAACGCUCUGGGCUCAAUCAAGAUAGCUUUGUGUGUGUUCAUGGGUCUCACUGGACUGUACGUGGUCAUUUUUCGACCGAACACCGCCUCCGGAGCUCCUCCGAACACAGGCGUUUUCGGUUGGGAUAAUCUGUGGAAAGAUUCGAACUGGAGCUGGGGAAUAAUAUCGACAGCCUUAUUUAAGGUCUUCUACUCGUACGCUGGACUAGGAAACGUCAACAAUGUUCUCAACGAGGUCAAAAACCCGGUCCGGACCCUGAAGACUGUUGGCCCUGCAGCUCUGUUUAGCGCAUGCCUCCUCUAUUUACUCGUAAAUGUUGCGUAUUUCGUCAUUGUACCAAUAGAAGAGCUGAAGGAAAGCCGCGAGUUGGUGGCCGCGUUGUUCUUUGAAAAGGUAUUCGGGCAAGGGUUCGGGAAGACCGUUCUCCCACUUGCCAUUGCCAUUUCUGGGGCAGGUAAUGUAAUGGUCGUUACUUAUGCAAUGGCCCGCGUGAACCAAGAAGUUGCCCGCCAGGGCUUCCUCCCUUACGCAAGCAUAUUAGCCUCAUCACGACCUUUCAAUGCUCCGCUCGGUGGUCUGAUUGUGCACUAUAUUCCAUCGUUGCUGGUCAUCACUCUACCGCCACCCGGAGAUGUCUACACCUUCAUUCUCGACGUAGAAGGAUAUCCAGGGCAAUUCUUUGUUCUUGCAAGUGCCGUUGGCGUACUGCUACUGAGGUACCGGCGACCUGAUCUCAAGAGACCCUUCAAGGCCUGGAUUCCGGCGGUGUUCUUGCAAAUCGCGUUUUGCUUGGCGCUCAUCUCUGCCCCUUUCUUCCCGCCAGAGGGAGGGCAAGGCGACGUAGACUUCUUUUACGCAACUUAUGCAAUUGUUGGCAUUGGGAUUAUCAUUUUCGCUGUUCUAUAUUGGUAUAUCUGGACAGUUGCUCUUCCUCGCUGGCGAGGAUAUACCCUUGAAGAAAAGGUGGAGGUCCUUCCGGACGGCACCAGUAUUACGAAGCUUGUUCAUAUUACCCCAUUGUAAGAUGUAGUGGCCCCGGUUUAGAAUGUCGCUGUUCACGAAGAAGGGAUCUCUCUAAGCAGCUUGCCAUCUCGCAUAUAGUCCUAAUCUUGAGAUCUAGAGCAAAUCGUAUCUGCAUUUUCAACCUGCAGAACGCCGGUCAGUAUUAGGUCGCGUGUCCACGUCUGAACCGUCGUGUGUCGUACGCUUUUCUAAGGAUUAAUAAUGCACACGUAUCUAUACACCCACUCUUAUACUAUCGAUUGGAGAUUACUCUACAUCAUGCUACGCGUAGACGAUUGCAUGGAUAACGGCAACUAGUCUAUGUUGUACGCGGCGCAUUUCUCAGCAAUUUGAUCAUUCUUCAUUGCCCAUCGCAUGUACGAAUUGCGUGAUGGGGUAUCUGACAAAUUACCCCGCGCUGAUGUGUAUAGGAAGGGCGCCAUGAAGUCAUAUAUAAACAACAACGCC